GUUUACAUCCAAGACCCAGUAAUCUCGGGAGUGUGUGUGCCAGUGGCGCUCGUCGAUUCACCAAGGGCACUCUCCUUUUCUCUCUCUCUCAUGGAACAAGACGAAGAAGAGCGACGAUGCAUGCCCCCAUAUUCUCUCUCAUCAACCCAAGCCCCUGUUCUCUGAACCUCUUCCCUUCCCUAACCCUAACUCUCUCUUUCCCCAAACUCAAACCACCUCCCAUGUCUUCUUCCCCUUUCAUAAACCCUACCCAGUUUCAGUGCCCCCAAACCCUAGCCGAAUGGCUCAAGCCUCGCCUCCCCUAUGAUCUCCAUUCGUGGGGCACUGUGCCGGGCACCAAGAACAUCACAAACCUAUGGCUCGAGCUCUUUCAUGGUGAAACCCUGAUCACUGACUCCAUCCCACCUACUCGAACCCUUAAUGUUGCCAUUGUCAAUGUUCGGAAUACUGAUGGUCAGCUCCUCUUAGAGGAGAAGCAGGAGAUGAGCGAUGGGAGCGUUCGGGAGAGGAUGAGGCCUCUUUCAGAGAAAAUGAAGCCUGGAGAGAGCAUAGAGGGGGCGGCUAUGAGAGCGAUUAGGGAAGAAUUGGGGUUUGCUUUGGGUUCAUUUGAUGGUGUCAAGAUAGUUAAGGAGACUUAUAAGACGCAGGUUGAGGAGAAGGUUUCAGCUUCGUAUCCUGGUUUGCCUGCUCGCUACGUACUUCAUUGUGUUGAGGCGAGAAUUGAUUGCUUGCCUAAUGGAGAAUUCUUCACAGAGGAGGGAGAGUAUGAGGGUUUAAGCUUUGCAGAGGAUGCUGUUCGAGUGAUACGGCAUUACUGGAAAUGGGUCCAAUCAAGCAAGGAUGCAGCAUCUGGAAAUUGAUGUUCAGAUCAAGGAGAAGUUAUGGUUGAAUGUGUAAUGAAGCAACAGGUUCUCCCACAAAACAGUUCAUUGGAGAAUGUGGAGUUACAGAUAGGGAGUUGAAGCCUGAAGCGGAGAGCCUCAUAUAUAUGUAAGCGAAGAAGUACUAAUGGUAGAAGUCCUGUAAUAAUUCUUGAGUUUGGUGGAGUCCUCAUUUUGGCGGAAAUUAAGUGUUUAAUUAUGUUUAAGACCAUCCUUCGAUGCUAUAUCUUACCUUUACGAUAGUAAAGGCUGCUCUCAAAUAAAGGAUGAUAUUUUAAUUCAGAGAGUUGGGAUCCUUUAUAUCAAUUAUGUUUAGCAUGUCAAGCUAGCCUGGUGCUCUUUUCUAAAGUCCUAGGUUUAGAAUAUAGAGGCACAUAACUGAUCAAAAUAAUAAAUAAAGUAUAGACAAACAUUGUAUAAUUAUAGAGGUUGACGUUGUGCUGCGACUUAGAAGUGCUUUGUGGGU
Messenger RNA from Amborella trichopoda, 1347 nucleotides. RefSeq names its product RING-H2 zinc finger protein. NCBI's taxonomy places the organism in Eukaryota, Viridiplantae, Streptophyta, Magnoliopsida, Amborellales, Amborellaceae. The record is from RefSeq and is a predicted model, not a curated record.